AUGGCUAUCACCGACUUUCUCGCAGCCUCGGACAUCACAUUGGCUAUUAACGCUUGUAAAGUGAAGGAUUCCUUCAGCCCGAAGACGUUUUUCAAGACAGUGGGUUUGUCCAAGAAAACUCCAACAGAGGUUGAGAGCGUCUUUACGAUUUUGGACCAGGACAAAAGUGGCUUCAUCGAACAGGAUGAGUUACAACUGUUCCUGCAGAACUUCUCCAAAGGAGCGAGGCAACUGACUACAACUGAGACCAGAGGUUUCAUGCUGGAGGGAGACGCGGACGGAGACGGGAAGAUCGGCUGGGAAGAGUUUUCUGCGCUGGUCAAGUCUGCAUAA
Molecule: messenger RNA, 333 nt
Organism: Cyclopterus lumpus (lumpfish)
Lineage: Eukaryota; Metazoa; Chordata; Actinopteri; Perciformes; Cyclopteridae
Product: parvalbumin, thymic-like
Exons: 4
Coding region: 1-333 (110 amino acids)
Cellular component (GO): cytoplasm; nucleus
Molecular function (GO): calcium ion binding
Source: RefSeq, a predicted model, not a curated record